AUGGUGGAUACGCCAAUGGUGGCCAGCAUCCAGGGACUGCGUAGCCCCCGGAAACUUCAGGAUCUUAGAACACUAAAGACGCAUUCAAUUCUCUUCCUCAAUUUCACGCUCACACCGGCAAACAGUUUAACAAAUGACGUGGAAGACAAAAACGACAAAUAUAGUGGACGAGAAUGUUAUGGACGGAGGAACGGUUUGGGUCUCAUCGCAAACUCUCACGUUCAUUACGAGCGAAUACGGCGCCAUUAUGCCAACUGCACCUACGUUCGCGGAAGUCUGGAAAUCACACACCUAGAUAAUCCGAACAUUCUCUAUGAUCUCAGUUUCUUGUCGUCCAUAAGGGUUGUCACGGGCUACGUUCUCAUCGCCCUGGUAACAGAGAAUGUCAGCAUUUCAUUGGACAACCUGCGGGUCAUCCGAGGCGAUGACCUUUUCAAGUCCAAUUCUAGGGGUUACGGCCUUUUUGUUGGUCUAAAUAUGGGACCUGGAAACAGGGCAGAAAACGGACUCCGUCAGCUGAGAAUACCUUAUCUGAGAGAGAUCUCCAACGGUGACGUAGCGUUCAUUCUAAGCCCUCAUAUUGCCUACGUCACCACUAUAGACUGGGACGUCAUCGCCCCAACCGCUGACGUAACCCUCCAGGAUUUCCCUACAUCACUGAUACCUGUGAUGGACGACUUGGUGUGUCAUCCCAACUGUCCAGGGCGAUGCUAUGUCUCCAGAUCUCUCUCCGGAUGUUGCGCAAAUGUCUGUGCAGGAGGCUGUUGGGGACCCCGAAAGUUCCAGUGUCUGACUUGUAAGUUCGUGAGCUUUCUGGACACGUGUCUGGCUGACUGCCCAAAGAACACUUAUCCGUGGGCCGGGGUUUGUGAACGUUGA
This is a messenger RNA of Liolophura sinensis, 879 nucleotides long. Its product is annotated as epidermal growth factor receptor-like. The coding region runs from base 1 to 879 and encodes 292 amino acids. The record is from RefSeq and is a predicted model, not a curated record. NCBI's taxonomy places the organism in Eukaryota, Metazoa, Mollusca, Polyplacophora, Chitonida, Chitonidae. The transcript has 6 exons.